UUUCUAAUUUCUUGAUCGUAGAGCUAUUUAUGAUAAAAACCCUAAAUUUUCCUGGAUCUGAGAUUGCUUCGAUAGAUUUCUGUGUUCAUUGCCAAUUGAUCGGAAUGGUAAUCGAAUUCUGCUGAAGUUUUGGCAAUUUUGUUGCUGUUGUUCCUUCAUUUUUCAUAUUUUUUCAUCCAUUUGAAUGUCUCGAAUCUGACGCCAUGAGGAAGAAGCUCGAUACCCGCUUUCCUGCUGCUCGAAUUAAAAAGAUAAUGCAAGCAGAUGAGGAUGUUGGAAAGAUAGCAUUGGCAGUGCCCGUUUUAGUUUCUAAAGCAUUGGAACUGUUCCUGCAAGACCUCUGUGAUCGUACAUAUGAGAUAACUCUACAAAGAGGAGCAAAGACAAUGAACUCUUUACACCUAAAGCACUGUGUACAAAGCUAUAGUGUUUUCGAUUUUCUGAGGGAUAUUGUUGGUCGGGUGCCAGAUUAUGGUCAUGGUCAUUCUGAUGGUGCUGUUGAUGAUAGAAAGAGGAGGAAACCCCUUGGUGACGAGGGUAAUGAUUUUGACGAGUUGAAAAAGAGCAAGAUGCAUGACAUGAGCCAUGUCAGCACCGGUAGAGGAAGAGGAAGGGGACGAGGACGGGGUCGUGGACGACCUGCUCGAUCAGCCGAAAGGGACAACUACCAACCUAACCCUGAUGUCGACCCUUGCACAUCCAUAGAGAACAGGAACAAGAACCCCAACCCCGAUGUGCACAUGGAACAUCACGUCGAGCCUAGUGAUACACCAAAAGAAGUUAGUGAAGCCAAUCAAGCUAUCCAAAACUUCGAUCUUAAUGCUGAUGUCAGCACUAAUGAAGACUCCAAGACAGUACCAGCAGCAGCAGUUUCAGAUGCGCCCAUCGAACCAGCUGCACCUACAACAACUACCGAGUCCGAGACUAAAGCAGCUGAUGAAUUCCCUGCCUGGCCUCUUUCUGACGUGGACAAAAUGGCAAUUGAUCCUCUCCAAUAUACACAUCUCAGCUCAAGAGUAGAUGAGGAAGAGGAAGAUUAUGAUGAAGAGGAGUAAACAUGCUGGCUGACCGACCAGGCCGGGCUGGCCACAAGUGCCGAGAAACAUCUGUUACUUGAAGCAAACUACAUAGGAAGGAGAAGGUCUAAGUAGAGGAAAAUAAGAAGAAUCAGAGAUUGGAGUUCAAUCUAUUACAAUGUCCUAUGUAGUUUAUCAUUUUCUGAUAUUUUUUUCCUUAAAAUCUUAAUGUUCUAAGUAAAUGAUUUCCCGAUCUAACAUUAGGUCUGUAGCUGUUGAAAGUAAUAGCUUUGUUCAUUAUGUAAUCCAUGUGAAGAGUGUUAACCUUUGGGGUAAGGGUAGGGUUGUACUUUUUUCUUUCUUUCUUCUAUGCAUGUUAAUUGUCAAAACCCUAAUUAAUUUACCUUUAAGAUUACAGUAUUUUAGUUGAGAGUCCAACAUUGCUCUCUCACACUAUCAUUGCUA
Cucumis sativus (cucumber) is the source of this 1481-nucleotide messenger RNA. RefSeq names its product dr1-associated corepressor. Gene Ontology annotation, biological process: regulation of DNA-templated transcription. Bases 204 to 1055 code for a protein of 283 amino acids. Gene Ontology annotation, cellular component: nucleus. NCBI's taxonomy places the organism in Eukaryota, Viridiplantae, Streptophyta, Magnoliopsida, Cucurbitales, Cucurbitaceae. Gene Ontology annotation, molecular function: protein heterodimerization activity. The record is from RefSeq and is a predicted model, not a curated record. The transcript has 6 exons.